Molecule: messenger RNA, 282 nt
Organism: Chaetomium globosum CBS 148.51
Lineage: Eukaryota; Fungi; Ascomycota; Sordariomycetes; Sordariales; Chaetomiaceae
Exons: 2
Coding region: 1-282 (93 amino acids)
Source: RefSeq, a predicted model, not a curated record
AUGACGGCUGGGUUCCGUUCAUCUGAGCCGUGUGCUGUUGUCAUCUGUGGGGUGGUUCGGUUUGUGUUGCCGACGGCCAUUCGGGUCAGGGACGGUGGACUAGUGGUGGGGGGGUGGGAGGGGGCUAGGUCUGAGCCCAGCACGGGAGGAAAGGUGCCGUGGGGAGGAGGGGAAGCAACCACCUGGAACAGCCUCAUGAUCCAUGGGCCGGCAUCCGUCUACUUCUUACGCCAGGCCCUUGCCCGGCAGAGGACAGAAUGGGGCACCCCUGUGGGAGGAUAG